Molecule: messenger RNA, 1202 nt
Organism: Clarias gariepinus (North African catfish)
Lineage: Eukaryota; Metazoa; Chordata; Actinopteri; Siluriformes; Clariidae
Product: chemerin-like receptor 1
Exons: 2
Coding region: 109-1038 (309 amino acids)
Biological process (GO): G protein-coupled receptor signaling pathway; immune response
Cellular component (GO): membrane
Molecular function (GO): G protein-coupled receptor activity
Source: RefSeq, a predicted model, not a curated record
UCCCCUUUCCAUAAAUGGUGCAACUUUUCAUUUGUAUUGGUCAGUUUUGAAGAUUUAGCCUACUUACUAUUUCUGAUUGGAUUUAUUUGUCUGAGUAGAAUUGUUGAGAUGUCUGACUGUCAAGACUGUCAAGACUACGACUAUAAUACUUCAUACAAUGAUUCCCAAUUCUUUAAAAAACCCAUAGAUAUUAAGUAUCUAAAUACAAUCAGAAUGCUAUACAUCACUGGAUAUAUCAUCAUCUGCACCCUUGGCCUGGUUCUCAACCUUUUAGUCAUUAUAGCAGGCAUCUGUAACAACCACAUCUCUAAUACUGCAAAAUGCAUCCUGGCAUUAGCCGUGACUCACUUGAUCUGCUCAGCAUUCCUGCCACUUCAGAUCCUCUACAGUUGGUUUCACUUCAACUGGCACUAUGGAACAGCUCUGUGCAAACUCUCAUCUUAUGUAUUUUAUGCCAGCCUGUUCUCCACAGCAGGUAUACUGACUGUAUGGAAACUCACUUACAAAUGCCAAGGAUGGCACUGCAAUAAAUUUAAACAUUCAUCAGUAGUCUUGUUGAUGAUUCUGAGUACCUGGACAUUUGCAGCAGUUUUAGGCCUUCCAUCUUUGUUCUCCAGAGAGCUUCGAUACACAGUCCUUGGGGAGCAGUGCAUCGAUGAUUAUGAUUUUGAUGAUAAGAAAACGACACAAUAUGGCAAAACAAUGAUAACUAUUGUAGUUUGUUAUAGACUUCUACUUGGGAUUUUGAUCCCAGUAUUUCUGAUUGGUAUCAGCCGUUCAUGUCAGCGUUAUCGAAUCAUGUGUUUGAUAAACGUAGCUUACAUUGUGUGCUGGACUCCUCUGUUAAUCACUGCGUUUCUACAAGUUGUUCUAAAAGAGUUUGAUGCUUCCUCAUAUGGAUUACCUGUAACAACUGUGCUGGCUGCAGCUCACUGCUGUGUUAAUCCAGUCAUAUAUAUUUUGGUGAAUCCAGACAUCAAAAUGUUAUGGAUGAAACAGGAACAAGACUUUGAUGAAUCAACCAACGGUUAUAUUUAAUGCCUUUUGGAAUUUCCUCAAUAUAUAUAUAUAUAUAUCUUUCUUCACAAAUUCAAUUAAGGGAGUUUCCUGACAAUGGUUUCACCCUAACACAUUUUAUAAAGGGCAGCUACAAAGCCACUUCUCUUCAGGAAAACCCCCACAAAUUAUGACUCCAAGCAUCG